This is a messenger RNA of Chelmon rostratus (copperband butterflyfish), 4274 nucleotides long. It is a transcript of the gene phactr4b, whose product is annotated as phosphatase and actin regulator 4b. NCBI's taxonomy places the organism in Eukaryota, Metazoa, Chordata, Actinopteri, Chaetodontiformes, Chaetodontidae. Gene Ontology annotation, molecular function: actin binding. The transcript has 15 exons. Gene Ontology annotation, biological process: neural crest cell migration; actin cytoskeleton organization. The record is from RefSeq and is a predicted model, not a curated record. The coding region runs from base 276 to 2777 and encodes 833 amino acids.
CCGCUCGCGGAGAAGGAGGCAGGUCGGUAUAGAGAGCCUCCAAACCGGGCUCCGUCUUCUCCUCUUGCCGGGAGUAACGGCUGUCUCAAUUUGAUGCUUUUCACACGGUAGACCGAGUCAACCUCUCAGAGAGGUUAAGAUGGGUGGAGCUGCCGUCUUAAGUAUGCUGGAGACCUGAAAACUACUAUUAAACUGCUGCCGAAGACCUCAACCACCCCCACCCCACCCAUGACUUUCGAUAGUGAACCGUUGAUUGGUGUGCCUCAAACUCUGUAAUGGAAAAUCGUGAUGAUGAAGCUGAGCAACACCACAGCACAAUGGUGGGUGAGGGGGGCAGCACGGGAGACAGCACCCCGAAACGUAAGGGCAAGUUCUCUACCCUUGGCAAGAUCUUCAAGCCGUGGAAGUGGCGGAAGAAGAAAAGCAGCGAGAAGUUCAAGGAAACUUCAGAAGAACUGGAGAGAAAGAUGUCGACGAGGCGUACGCGGCAGGAGCUCAUAGAACAGGGAGUGCUGAAGGAGGUCCCGGACAACGAUGCAGAUCCAGAUGCUCAAAACCUGAAGCAGCACUAUGUGAAAAAUGGCCACACUCUGCCUGUGAGCGCUGGGGUCGGAGGAGGUGGAGGAGUCAGUGGUAGCAGGAGCCCAUGCAACCAGGGCAAACUCCCCUUAGAGUCCGAUUUUAGGAUGAACCCGGCCUGGCUCACCCAGCCAGACGACCGCAGGGUCCGCUCUCCCUUGAACGGAGACCGCAGAGGAGCUCCGGGCUCCAGGGGCACAGGACUGCAUGAAGAUGGGUGGAGAGGAGGAGGGAUGGGGUCUCAUGCACAUGUUGAGGGCGAGUGGAAGUCUAACAUGGUCUGGCAGGGCCAGAUGGAGGAGGGCAGACGUGGAGGCCGACUUCACCCUGACGAUGGGCAGAAGAGGCCCGGGUUGCAGAAGGCGCCAUCGGAGGAUGGCAGGAGGAGUCGGCCUGCGGAAGCAGACUGGAAGCCCACACUCCCUCGACAUGCAUCUGCUGAAGAGGGGAGGGCCCGCAGAGAGUCAGACAGCCAUUUUGUCCCUGACCCAGAAGCCCUGCGGGACACCCUGCGUGAACCUCUGCCACCUAAACAGUCUGUAAUGCCUCCAAAAUGGCUAAUGAGCUCCACCCCCGAACCUGGCUGCAAGGGUCCACCUCGCACCCCAUCCAGCCACCCCGCGACUCAGUACUCCUCUCCCUCUGCCCCCUCGGCUAUGGCAUCCAAGCCCGUCCGGUCUGUGUCCUCUGCGGGUGCGACCACUCAGCAGUCAUCUGUAGCCCCAACCUCUGCCUCUCAGGGCACCAAGCAGCCCCCUCUGCCCCCACCCAAGCCAGUGAACAGGAGCAACGCUGCCAUGCUGGGUGACUUCACCCAGGCCACCGGCGGUGCCAGUCUUGUGCCAGCCAAGCCCUCUCCACCGAUGCCUCCUAAGAGGACCACCCCCGUCACCAAACGCAACACAGAGGAUUCCUCUGCUUCAAGCCAUCUCAUCAGCCCCUCACCACUUUCUCUGGAGGACCACAGCAACCUCUCUGUGGGAUUUCAGCUGCCUCCGCCUCCUCCCUCCCCUCCCCUGCCAACACACAUACCACCUUCCCCUCCCCGUCAACACAUCCACACCCACCACCUUCACCAUCAGCACUCCUACCCCCACCCACUGCCCCAACCAAUACCAAUGCUGUUUGACCCACCAAGCCCAACCACUGAGUCUCCUCAGCGCCCGGCUCCUGUUCCACUGCAUAUCAUGAUCCAGCGAGCCCUGUCCAGUCCUGGCCCAGCUCAGCCGCACCCAGAUGGGUCACAGCGUGCACACACUCUACUUUUCGAAACUCCUCCAGAGUACCAAGGCGACCGUGGUCGCCCCCUUCCUGUCAGCAUCCAACCACUGAAACUAUCUGAAGAUGACUACUCAGAGGAGGAAGAAGAAGAAGAGGAAGAUGAUGAGGAGGAGGAGGAGUACGAUGGGGAGAUCCCCCAGCCAGAACUGGAGCCACGGAGUCGGAGAUGCUUGGUUGGAGAUGCCGGUGUUUGUGUCAUCCCAGGGGGAAACAGCAGCGAGGAUGAGGAAGAAGAUGAGGAGGAAGAGGAGGAGGAAGAAGAUGAGGAAGAAGAGCGUGACAUGCAUGGGGAGGACAGCGACUCAGACGGCCCUGUGCGUUAUAAAGAUGAAGACUCAGAUGAAGAUGAGGAGGAUGAGCCCCCACCUAGUGCUCUGGCCAGCAGGGUCAAGAGGAAGGACACCUUGGCUCUGAAGCUGAGCAGCCGUCCCUGCGCCCCAGACAGGGACAGGUUUACCCAGGAGAGGAGCAGUAGAGACGACCAGCCUCCAGGACAGACCGGCCUCACCUGGCAGAGCAGGGAACAGUGGGAGGCCAUCCGCACACAGAUCGGCACUGCACUCACAAGGCGACUUAGCCAGAGACCCACUGCUGAGGAGCUCGAGCAAAGAAACAUCCUUCAGCCCAAAAACCAGGCUGACAGACAAGCUGAGGUUAGAGAGAUCAAGCGGCGGCUGACCAGGAAGCUGAGUCAAAGACCCACAGUCGCAGAACUACAGGCGAGAAAAAUCCUGCGGUUCCAUGAGUAUGUAGAAGUCACAGAUGCCCAAGACUAUGACCGGAGAGCAGACAAGCCAUGGACCAAGCUGACUCCUGCUGACAAGGCAGCCAUUCGGAAGGAGCUCAAUGAUUAUAAGAGCACUGAAAUGGAGGUUCAUGAAGACAGCAGAAUCUACACGAGGUUUCAUCGGCCUUAGCCCCCCCCCUCUUCGCGGAUAAUGAAGCACUUAAGGUCUCUGUGAAGCUGCUCCCUAUGCAGACAGAUCGCCCUUUUAUGUUUCCCGAAUGUAAUGUACAGAUUAUCAGGGAAAACCUGAAACUGACUCAAAACAAGAAUGCUUCUCGCUUGCCCUCCAUCGCCCUCCCAAUACAUUGCUUUCACUAAACUGAGGUGUUGGUGGCUGAGGACCAGAUGCAGUAUUUCUCCCGGACAACAGGGGGAGCCACGUGCCAAUGAAGCGGAGAAGUGACAGAGGACCUACAGGGCUUACUCUCAGUCUGCUGUUAUGUGGUACCCCUCAGGGACUCGGAUCUAGUUACAACCUUUAAUGCGGCCUCAUUCUGUGUUGCCUUUUUUCUUCUUUAUUGCAUAUGGACAAGCUAAUUCAUCAUGUUAAUGUAAUAACAUUCAAUAAUAACAGUAAUAAUAAUAAUGAUGACUUAUAAUACUCCACACAGUAAUAAUAGAUAUGGAGACAAAUGGCUGCAGCGAGAGCGAGCUGGAGGAUGAAGACUGGGAUAUUCUGUAAUAGGACUGGACAUCUCUGGGAUAUUGUGUAUGUUUUAUAAAAAUUGUGUACAGACUGCUAUUGUUAUACCUUAGAAUGAAACUUGGAAAGAUCUAAUUACAAAAUAUUCUGUAAUGCACAAGAUAUUUUAUAUUGUAAUUUUGAUCACAUGACUAGUGACAGCAUUUAUUUGAGCCUUUUUUAUUUGGCUUGCCUGUAUUUAUGGUUGUGAUGUGAGGUGGCCAUUUAAGCGUCAAUCUAGAUAUAGAAAAAGGUGCAGGUCAGGAGGCUGUUGGUGUUUUUAUGUGUGCCAACAUACCCAAUGCCUAAAGGAUUAUAGGUUAUACUGGUUUUCAUAUCACUGAUUUCUGCAAUCCACUGCAUGAGCCUACACAGAAUCCAAUGCCAUUGGAUCUGGAUAAUCUCUCUUCAUUUAUACUUUUUUAUGAGUUUUUGUACUUCCCUUUAAAGAUCAAACAUGCAAUGCAUUCUGUAGCCAUUUUGAAUAAGGUUAUGCCAGUAGUGUCAAUACUAAGAGUUAAACGUAAAUUGCUGUGAGUGUAGAUCAGGGAAUUAUCCAAAAAAUCAGAAAACAUAUAAACGGUCAACAGGGAGUCAUUUUUGCUGGAACCUUUUUGAAACUGCAGGAGUGUUUUAUCUUGUAUUGUUGUCUGGCCAGUAGCUUACAGGGUUCUCUACGCUGUGUACAGGUUGAUAUAGGUUUAAUUGAUGCUUGUGUAUAUCUUGUCUUCCUUUCAUUUGAAAAGAAAUUUUAAAUAUAAAAGUAUUAUAGGUUGCUAUUUUUUUAAGCACAGAAUAUUAGUUAAAUGCAACAAAGAAUGGGAAUAUGAAAGUGUACCUUUUCUGUAAAACUAAGUUCAUUUUUAAUUGAAUGUGGAAUUGUACGGACUGACAGUUUUCUUUUUAAUUGUAAAUAGUCACAUCUGGAUCUAAUUAAAAACCUUA